UGUCAAUAUGACAUGUAAAUGUAAUCCAAUAACCUCUGAAGUUGUUUGUAGUUUUUUGGAGCAAUUAAUUUAAGUGACUAUUGUUUCAGUUAGUAAAUCAAGAAUUUAGAUAAGAAAUAAAAUUGAAAUGUUUAAAUUACUUAAUCGCCACGGGUGCCGGAGGGGCAUAGUCAAUUUAUUUUGCGACAAGAAUUUUGAGGUUAGAAAAGCUAAGGUUUACUAUUUUUAUUCGUCGGCUGGGUCAGUGCGAUAUGCCUCGACUGGAAAAAUUGCACCCCUAACAGAAAAUAUCCCGGAACCUCCACCCGUACCCGAUCCGGCAGCAAUCGGUGAGAUAACAGAGGCAGUACAAUCUUUAGCCGCUAACGGAGAGCCUACCUUCGCUAGCCUCGGCCUAGGAGGAUGGAGCCCUAUCGGAAUUGUUCAGAACUGUCUCGAGUACCUACACGUAUCCCUUGAUGUACCAUGGUGGGGUGCUAUCCUUAUAGGCACUAUUGUAGUAAGAGUCCUUAUGUUUCCGCUAGUUGUGAUGUCCCAAAGAAACAGUGCAGUUAUGAAUAACAAUUUACCUGAGAUUCAGUUGCUGCAAAUGAAAAUGACACAAGCCCGUCAGACUGGUAACCAGUUAGACGCAGCUCGCUAUGCACAAGAAAUGAUGCUUUUUAUGAAAGAGAAAGGUUUAAAUCCAUUGAAGAAUGUUCUGGUGCCAUUAGCGCAGGCACCGCUGUUUAUCUCAUUCUUCAUGGGUCUUAGGAGUAUGGCCAACUGUCCUGUGGAGAGUAUGAUGUAUGGUGGAAUGUGGUGGUUCACAGAUUUAACUGUACCUGAUCAAUUCUUUAUAUUGCCACUUAUUACAAGUGCAACAAUGUGGGCAACUAUUGAACUAGGUGUUGAUGGUGGGCGACUAGAUGCACAGAAUAUGCAGCUCAUGAGAUAUGUUCUGAGAGCAAUUCCAGUUGUUAUGAUACCCUUUACGAUAAACUUCCCUGGAGCUAUCUUAGUAUAUUGGGUCUCCACAAAUUUCAUUUCUCUCGGCCAAGUGGCAUUUCUUAAAAUACCUGCUGUAAGGCAGUACUUUAGGAUUCCUGCAUUGAUUACACAUAAGGCAGAGAAUUUACCGAUUAAGAAAAAAGGAUUUGUUGAAGGUGCGAAAGAGUCAUGGACCAAUAUGAAAAUUUCAAGAAACCUUGCGGAUAGGCAAAGAGUUGAUGAAUUGAUCUUCACUAGAGCAGGAAAGGGUGCCGUACAGAAAACCUUCAAAUACGAUCCAACAAAAGUAGCAAAAAUACAAGCAAAACCAAAAUAGAUUUAGCUUAAUUGUUAUAGAUUUAGCCUGUAGAUUAUGUAUUAAAUGUGUUGUAAAUAAUUA
Messenger RNA from Pararge aegeria (speckled wood butterfly), 1369 nucleotides. It is a transcript of the gene OXA1L, whose product is annotated as mitochondrial inner membrane protein OXA1L. Bases 128 to 1306 code for a protein of 392 amino acids. The record is from RefSeq and is a predicted model, not a curated record. Gene Ontology annotation, biological process: mitochondrial respiratory chain complex IV assembly; protein insertion into mitochondrial inner membrane from matrix. The transcript has a single exon. Gene Ontology annotation, molecular function: membrane insertase activity. Gene Ontology annotation, cellular component: mitochondrial inner membrane. NCBI's taxonomy places the organism in Eukaryota, Metazoa, Arthropoda, Insecta, Lepidoptera, Nymphalidae.